AUGGGGGGGGCCCCCAGCUGUGUUUCUUUAUCAGCAGCAGAGAAAGAGACAGAAGAAAAGGGUUCAGUAGAAGAAGAGGGUACAGAUGUAGGGGGGGCCCCCCUGGGGGGGGCCCCCCCACCAUAUGCUUAUGCAGGAGAGGGGGGCCCCCUCUAUGAGGGGGAGGGGGGGGCCCCCCUCCCCCCACCCUGCUGUGUUAUUCCUGUUGCUCUUGCGGGGGCCCUCGAGCGGGUGCAUGCAGAGAGCAGCAGACAGGUGGGGGGCCCCCCUGUGUCUUCUUCUUAUAGAGAGGGGGCCCCCCUGAAGAAAAAAGGGUACUACUUAUCUAAACCCUCAACAACGAAGAAAAACUCGAGAGAGGGGGGCCCCCCUGCAGCGUAUGGGGGGCCCCCCUCCUCCCCCAAGUACCCUUCCUCUCAGGGGCCCCCAAAGGGGGGCGGGGGGGGCCCCCAGCGGCGACGCAGCAGCAGCAAAGAGGGGCCCCCCAGCUAUGAGGGUACAGUAGAAUCAGGGGGGCCCCCCGUUCUGAAUUUGCUGCAGCAAGCAGCAAAAGAGGGCUUAGCUGAGAUAGGGGCCCGUCUAGCUAACAACGUCUAUCAGUGCCUACACCAAAGCAUGCGGGGGGCCCCCCAGGGGGCCCUUCAGGGGGCCCCUGGCCCCUGGCCGUGGGGCCCCCCAUGGGGGCCCCCUGGGGGGGCCCCUGUACAGGGGGGCCCCCAUGGGUUGGGGGCCCCGGGGGGGCCCCCUGCAGGGGCCCCCGUUGCUGGGGGGGCCCCCCAAGGCUCAGCGGGUGAAGGGGGCCCCCAGGGUACAGCAGAGAAAGGGAACGAGAAGCAGCAACAGCAGCAGCAGCAGCAGGAUGAGGACCAGCAUCAGCAUCAGCAGCAGCAGCAGCAUCAGCAGCAGCAGCAGCAGCAGCAGGAGGAGGAGGCUGCUGCUGCGUUUGCGCUUUUCUCUGCGUUGCGUCAGUUAGAGUGGGGAGAAAGAAUGAUGCAGCUGCCGUGGAGCCCUCCUUCGGUGUGUUUGGGGCUGAGUCAACGAGAGGAGAAGAAGUACAUCGAUGUUUAUUCUUUUGGAGCUGUCUUCUGGCAAAUUGUAAACCCUAAACCCUAA
Eimeria mitis is the source of this 1113-nucleotide messenger RNA. RefSeq lists its product as uncharacterized. The transcript has 4 exons. The record is from RefSeq and is a predicted model, not a curated record. Bases 1 to 1113 code for a protein of 370 amino acids. Lineage: Eukaryota; Apicomplexa; Conoidasida; Eucoccidiorida; Eimeriidae.